Messenger RNA from Nothobranchius furzeri (turquoise killifish), 6361 nucleotides. RefSeq names its product MORC family CW-type zinc finger 3a (gene morc3a). Gene Ontology annotation, cellular component: nucleus; PML body. The record is from RefSeq and is a predicted model, not a curated record. Gene Ontology annotation, molecular function: zinc ion binding; DNA binding; ATP hydrolysis activity. Gene Ontology annotation, biological process: DNA recombination; DNA integration. Lineage: Eukaryota; Metazoa; Chordata; Actinopteri; Cyprinodontiformes; Nothobranchiidae.
CAUGAACUAUUUUAAACAAGAUAAAGAAACUCAUUACCAGCCAAAUCAGUGAUGCACAACAAAGAAAUAAAUGCACACCAUCUGUUUUUAUAAGAUAUCAAAUUGAUUUAAAGCAGACUGGGCAGGAGCGAACCAUUAAUGAGCCACAUUUCUGGUUGUACCUUUGCAGGGUUGAGCUCAUAAUUUCUAGGUUUUGAAUACUUUUUACAUCCUACUGAGUUUCUUUUUCUCCUUUCUAAAAGGGGGGCGUAACUUGCCAUCAGUGAGUGUGGGGUUAACGUGCCUCCUACAAGCUAAUACUGCAGCGCAAACAAUUGUAAUUAGACGGCGAGAGCUGGGAAAAAACUCCAGAGUUGUUUAAAGUGGUUGCAGUUACCACAUUUUACCACAGGAUGUUGUUUUUACUUAACUCAUUCGCUGCCAGCGUUUCUCGCCCAUUUUACAGUUUUUUUUUUUUUUAGAGUGAGAACGUUGUGCGCGCUAGGAUGUUCUUUGGUUAUAUGUGUAUGUGUGAGCAUGAGGGAGGGUGUGUGUGACUGUGUUUGUGUAUGACUGUAUAUGUCAGGUGGGGCCUUUGACUUCUCUCUUCUCCUGGGACUUCUUUUUAUGAUAUAGAUCUUUGUCUCCCCUCCCCCUGCCACACCUGGUGUGGAGUGUGGUGCCUUGGUCUGCCUGAGUGUUUGUGGCUCCCGGGUCAGGGGGUUAAAGAUUUUUGGCGUCCGCCUGAUCAAUCCCGGUGGCUGUCUGGUGGGGUCUGGGUCCCUGGGCUCUGCUGGGUCCCUGGCAGGGGUGGUCGCCCCUGGGUCCACAAAAAUAAACAAUAAUGAACAAGAGUCUGCUUCUAGACCUGCAGAAAGAGAAAAUAGAAAAAAAAUAGGACACAACAACAAUACAACAGGAGCAAGCUAUCGCUGCGUCAACUUGACGAAAUAUACAAUCAGCAUUGAUUAACUGAACAAUAACACGAUAAUAAAUCAUAGUGCAUUUAGAGGCAACGACAGCCUUAAGACGUGUUGAACGUGCCCAAGUCCAUACUUAUGAGAGCACCAUGUGAGCACCUGUGUGUGUACACGCGCUUGUUUAUGUAAGGUUUCUCUAUAAAAGCGUCCAAUAGAGUGUGAGGGACCACAGAUCUGCCCCCCAAAGAUGUGUAGGAGACGGAGGGAGCUCCGACUCUGUGUCUGGUCAGAAUUACAAAGCAUUCAAAAACAAUAACAAAGUUUUAAGUAUCAGGCGUGACAUUAAAAGCAGACGCUUUGAUGCUCCACCUGAGAGUAAAUCUGUAAAGCUUGCCACCAGCAUUCAGACAUCAAUACUGUUUGCUUCACAGCUAUCUGGAGCAUGAAGAACAGUCAAAAAUCCACACGAGAGAGUGUGCAAGUCUUGGCCCAGAGCGGGAGUCCAACGUCGGUAACAGUCCUUAAAAUUGAAAUUUAACAGAGAUCCAUGGAAUAAGUAUCUAAUAUAUAAUCUUGUAUCAUAGGAUUAUUUGUGGCUUGAGAGAUUUUAUUAAAACAUGUAAUUUUGACGUGCACGCGUACAUCUCAUUUGAGCUUUGAAAUUAAUUAGGCCCAUCCAGAUUUUUCUAGGUCCACCCAUUUGCUACGUUCUGGCUCUGCUCCUGCUCCUGCCAGAUGGGAGCGAGUCAAAAAGGCUGUCCAGUUUGACACGGAUCAUCUGUGAUCCAGCCUACACACCUCAAUGUCCUGGAGGUGUACAGGUCCUGUAUAGAGAGAAGUAUGCAGUCAACGACCUUCUCAGCAGAGCGUACAACCCACUGCAGCCUCUUCUUGUAUAUACAAGUGCGGGAUAUUUAUCAUUUACAUAAAUAUAAUUAAACCAAAUAAAUAAAUAUAUAAAAUCCCAACAGUUAGGCUAGAAAAGUCAACAGAGAUAUGUUUUCAAUAAUGUGCUAGGUGUUGCAACCUUAGGCAGGACUAAAAACGGGCACAGUUGCUCACCCUGUGUUGACUCCAGUUGGGUUUUGGGAGUGAAGAACCCACCCAAUAUGGCGGCGAUGCUGUUACGCUCUCCAGCACCCAGUGGCGUGUCAAUCAUGCCUAUGAACGUAACGCCCCCAAAUUGUUCGGACCAUCCAAAAUCUACAUCGACGUGCCAACAGCCAAUCAUAUUGUGUGACCUCAUCGGCAGACAAUGUCCCCGAAUAGAUCUCCUAGCAUACUGUUGAGCGGUUACGUAGGUCCGUUUACGUUAGUAGUUAUGGUAGAAAAUGUGCCAAAAACGACUCGAAAACGUUGAACUAUAUUUGAAAGGUUUGCGGCGAAAAGAGAAGCUGAUUUAGAGCGGAGCAAGAGCAGAGCGCGUCUCGGUGCUGCACAUGGACGAUGGCAUCAACAGGACUCCAAACUGAUGAAAUGGUGGCUCUCUUUUUUUUUUUCUUGAAAGGCCAGAUAACGUUAAAAUUCUUUAUACAACAGUUAGUUCCGACCGAGUGAUUUGAUUGUUCAAGAGACUUUCCAAGAGUGCUGAUAUUGAGCUGUAACAACACUGGGACUGUUCACAAACAGUAUCACUCCGCUGUGCGCAGGCGUUCUAACCGCUAAUCGUUAACGUUACUUUUGUUAACUCUUGGAUAUUCACCGACUUCGCACAUCAAAGAUGGACAUAUUUCCUCAGAUUACAUUCGAGCUACAAUAUGAAUGGUCAUCAGACUGAGGGAAAGGAAAGCGGACUGAAUACAUCAGCGCAAACCAGGUGUGCUGACAUGUCAACGGCGGACCUCGACGAAUUGGAGAAGAGCAAAAAUGAAGUCAACACUGUGAGGCAGACAGCCUGGGCUCUGAACUGCUUUCAGACUUGGCUCAAUCUAAAACAUAUCCAGGUGAACUUUCAGCAAGUUGAGAAGCCCGAGCUGAACACGGUGUUAAGGGAGUUUUAUGGAUCUAUCCGGACAGCUAAAGGGGAGCGCUACAGCAUCAGCAGCUACCUCGGACUUCGGGCUGGAUUGAAUCGUUAUGUUAAUGAGCCGCCGGUGAGCCGCUCAUGGAAUUUAACGCAGGACCCAGAGUUUAUACCAGCUAACAAUGUUUUCAAAGGAGUCAUCAAAAAGAUAAGAAAGGCAGGGAAGGACACAACAACAUACCAUCCCCCGAUCUCUCCUGAAGACCAGCGCAUCUUAAAAUAUUCUGCAGCUCUGAGUCCAGACAACCCGAAAGGCUUACUAAACAAGGUCUGGUAUGAUAUUCAGUUGCACUUUGGACGCAGGGGGAAAGAGGGGAAUCGGCAUCUCAAACCUGACUCAUUCAUCCUUAAAUGUGAUGACAACGGAGCUAAAUAUUUUACCAUGACGUUCAACGAAAUAACAAAAAAUCAUAAAGACCCCCUGGAAAGAGACAGAGAAAACAUGAGGGGCACUAUGUAUGAGGAGCAAGGAAAUGCACUCUGCCCAGUUGCGUCGCUAGAAAAAUACCUGCAGAAAAUUCCACCUGGUGCACAGGCCCUGUUUCUGCAGCCGAGGAGAGUUACAUCACCGGGAGACAGCUACUGGUAUAACACUGUUCCACUGGGAGUAAAUCAGCUGUCUCAGAUGUUACCCAGGAUGUGCAAGGAGGCAGGGACACACACGUCAUACACCAACCACAGCCUGAGAGCCACGGCCAUACAGAAACUGUCCGAUGUGGGACUCGAAGCGAGGGAGAUUAUGGCAGUGAGUGGGCACAGGAGCUGUCUUGUAGAAGAGGAGCCAGAGGACUCUGAUGAUGACCAGCCUUCAUACCGCAAGACAUAUAAACAGCAGGAGAGGGAGGACAGAAAGAAACAGGAACAGAAAAUACAGCUGGAACUAAAGCAUCUUGAAGAGCGUCGCUUGAAGUCAUUAAAGAAGCAAGGAGAAGCUUUAGGGCGGCAACAUGAAAACCUGGUGCAGCAGCUCAAUCAAACAUCUCCUUCCACUCCAUCUACGUCGAGGAGUAGGUUACAACGAGGGGGCGCUGUCAAGGCAGAGUCCUCUCCGACCCCCACUAGUUCACACACUGGGAGCCCCGUCACCCCCUACCGUAACACUGGACUUCCAGUCAUUACCAAUGUUUGUUCCCUGUCAGUGGAAGCCCAGAGGGGAAAACGACCUCAGCCUGUUACUCCUCAAGGUACGCCAAAAAGACCAAGAAAAAAUGGCUUCUGUCAGAACGCCUCAACUGGAGAUCUGAGCUGGAGGUCCUCCUCUGUGCCUGUAGAUGUAGAUGAUGAUGCUGAUGAUGAUACUGAUGAUACCGAUGAUGAUGAUAACGAUGACGACAAUGAUGAGAUUGUCAUCGUGGAGACAUCAAGUACCCCCAAGCCACAAAAGCCUGCUCCUAGCAUUGCUAAAAUCAAGAAAGAGGAGGAGGCGGCAAGUGAGUUGGCGACCUCCAUGUUGUUAGAAUGCACCGAUGAUGCAGCGGUGGAUUUCAGUUCAGAGGAUACCGCCGCAGGUCCGAGCACGCAGGUGAUCAACAGCUCCACCCAAACAGCAGCUUCCAAAGUAAAACUAGAAACAGAGAGUCAAAGCCAACCUGGAGGGAGGGAGAAAGGGUGCAGUAACAAUGGUGCCAUGUCAGACAACACAGACACCCCCGUCCUCCAGCAGCAAACGCUUAAGCAGGAGAACGGGGAAUCCAGUCAGAGUGGGAAUCGAGGAGAGCAGUCUUUGUCCAACGGAGUGACACACAUGGAAAAUGAUGAAAUCGCUGAACCUUCAUAUGCUCCCCUUUUCGCUGACAUCUCUGUGGUGCAGAAGCAGCAGGAUCAGCUGCUGGAGCUCAUGCAGGACACGGCUCAAGAGAGGGACAGUUUAAAAGAGGAGGUGCAAAGACUUAACACCCAGCUGCAGGAGCGGGUCAGCGUAAAGAGCGAGUGCUCUCAUCAAGCCUGCCAAACAGAAGUCCAGAAGGACUACAGAAGUCUCUUUGAGAAGGCCAAGAAGAAGGUUCACGAUUUGGUGAAGGACAAAGAGUUUUUAUCAAACGCUGCUGACAUCAGUACCGGCGCUAAUGCUGCUCCAGGUGAAGAACCAGAUGUCCAAGAGAUUUCUCUGCAGGUUGGCGGUCUAGUUCGUGAACUGGAUCAGAGACAAAAGAAGAUGGAUGAACUUCGCUCCAAGCUGGUCAGUCUGGAGGAGGAAAAGUCGGCUUUAGCGGCCCAGUGUGAAGAGCUCAGGUCAAGUCUGCAGCAAGAACGGGAAACCGCACAAUCAGAGGAGGCUGGAGGCUCAGCAGGCUCUGGCUCAACGUCAGAGGACCACGAAAGUUUGAUCAGGCUUCGAAAGAACGUUGGGCGUCUUCUCGUCUCCUACAUCCCAGAUCUGGAUUUGGAGCAAGUGAAUUAUGAUUGUACCGUCAUCGAUGAGAUCCUGGAGCAGUAUGUUAACGAUGGUUGUGAUGCUGCUAUUCCCCUGUUCAGCUGAAGAGAACUUCACAGGUGUUCUGUAGUUUCAUAAGAACGUCAGGUCCGUCUGGUUUGAGUUUUCAGCUUGUACUUCAGUCUUAAUUUGUGUUUUUGCCUGAGUUCAUUUAACUGCAGCAAGUGGAUAUUUUCAACUAAUUGUCAAACCAAAACUUUGAUGGCUGACGUGUGUGAAAUAAUCCAUCUUGCAGCCCUAAACUUACACAUUUUCAGUUCAAACUGUUGAAAUGUUAAUUUUGUGUGAAGCUCAGGGAGACUGUUUCUGUUGCAUCUGGGAUGUUUUACUCUAAGCCGUUUGUGCUAUUUUAAAAAAAAACAUUAUUGUUAAAUCACAUUUAGUUUGUCAUAGUUCUCACACUUGUAGUAAUACAUUCUAUUACUACUUUUAUGUUUUCUUAUGAUUUUCAUUAAACAUCACAUUUUUUAUUGUAACAUGUACAUAUAUUUAUAUUAUCUGUCAGUUCAGAUGGUGCAAACUGAGAUUUAGUAACAGGCGAUGGUUCAAAUUGACAUAUUUUAUACGUACCUAAUAUAGUGAGUAAAGCAAGGCCUCAUGUGAAACUUUCCAUCAUAUUUGAGGGUGAGAGCACACCGAUGCUACUGCAUAAAUAUAUGUAUAUGGCCCAACUACUUCUGUUGGAAGUUUCUUUAAAAUGUUUACUUGUUUUUUGCAAAAGAUUGUUAAUAGUUUUAGGGACUUUGUUUUAAACUGUAUUAACGAGAGUUCAGACGUUCCCUUGAGUCAUGUACCCUUGGCUUGAACAGUAUGUGUGUCUGUAACUAAUGUAGACAUUGUAUUUUGUAUAAGUGCAGCACAUACAUUUCUUACUAAAAAUGCACUUUUUUUACUAAUUAAAGCAAAAAUGUGGCUUGAGAAAUCUGAAAACUUGGAUUGAUGUUCUGAUUUACAUGUGGUCAUGUCAAUGCUGAUAAUGAAUGUAUAAUAAAACGUUUACCAAUA